Molecule: messenger RNA, 2948 nt
Organism: Menidia menidia (Atlantic silverside)
Lineage: Eukaryota; Metazoa; Chordata; Actinopteri; Atheriniformes; Atherinopsidae
Source: the annotation of a GenBank genome assembly
CUCAGAACUCUCAUGGACAGUUACAUUACCCGGAAGGAGGGGAGAGUGUAUCAGUACAAGUUAAACUAUUUGAACAUUUCGUUUCAUUUAUUAGAAGUUAUUUGAUAUUUGCUACAAUAAUAUAGAGGUAAGGCACGAGAACAGCACAGUUAGUUGGUAUUCACAACAUUGGACUACAUUUUAUUUUUAAAUGGUCGCACCCAUUUCUGGCUUGCCAUUGUUGCUUCUCUACAUACAAAGCUUUGCACGAUUUCGUCAAGGCUGUGACACGGUGUCUCCCAAGAAACCACCACUUGUCUGCACAGUAAGACUUAAAUUAAAUGCCACGCAAGUGGUUCGUCGUCUACAGUAGAAAAUUAAUAAAUAAAAGUUCCUAAUAAAACUUAACCUUGCCGGGCUAACUUAGCAAACUAACCGUUCGGCGGUGCAUUGGUUAAAUGGGCUCGUCUUUUAAUCAUCCGAGUUUCUUCGGUAUUUUUAAAUUCCUUUGUCGCGUGACAAACAAGCAACCGUGCUCUUGACAUUUCACCUACAUGUUAGUGUGAGGGCAUUGGGUGUUAAAUGUAGUGGUUCAUCCUGUUACCUUCAGAAAGAGGAGAUAGGAGCAUGUAGUCAGACCGUAUGGGGAGCUAUUUGAAAAUGAUAUUGCUCUUUAUUGUAUACAAACAACAAACUGUGUUUCAUAUGAAGAGUGAACUGAAGGCUACUUGCUCUUUCAAUGUGCCAUCCGGUCGAAAGGUAAAUAUUAUGCUUACAUAGACUUAUUUAUUCAGUUUCCUGUCUUUAAGGGACCAUUAUAUGCCCUUAUCUCUUCUGGGUUGUGCACAGAUAGAAUGUUUUUUUUUUUUUGCACCGGUUUUAAAUAUAGUUCAACUGCUUUUUAACACUAAACACUCCAAGAUAUCCUCCUCAAAGUGUGCCCUGUGUGUCAAGAAACUGGAAUGGUUCCCACAUGCUGUGGGCCAUUUGAGCUCUGCAAUUGACAGUUGAAGUGGGUCGGAAUCAGCCCGAGUCCCAGAAAUGGCCAGCUCACAGGUGCGCUUGAAAAUUCUCCCCAGCCUUCGAUCUCUCUUUGAUACAUCUGUGCAACUAAAAGUAGGAGGACUUGUUCCCCACCAACGAGUGAAGCUGAGGUCCAAGUUGUCAGAUGACAGAGGGGUCGUUUUCAAAGCUUCUGCCUCGUACAAAGCGGAUGAAACCGGCCGGGUUGACGCCUGUAAGGCACCGUCCCUUGGAGGAAGUUACAAAGGCGUGGAGCCCAUGGGUUUGUUUUGGGCCAUGGCACCAGACACUCCUCACAGUAAACUCCUGAAGAAGAACGUGCUCACCCCAACCGUAGUGGAACUGGAGGCCCUGAGCGAGGAGACCGGUGAGGUCUUGGCAUCUGAAACCGUCGAGAGAGGGUACCUGACCGAAGGGAUGAAAAGAAUACCUCUGCAAGGGGGGAAACUACGAGGAGUCCUCUUCAUCCCAACAGGAGAAGGCCCUUUUCCAGGGAUUUUGGAUUUGUAUACUUUAGGUGGAGGCCUUAGUGAACCUAGAGCCAGCCUCUUGGCAAGUAAAGGUUUUGUGGUUCUUGCGUUGGCAUAUUAUCGUUACCAGGAUUUACCAAAAAGCCCUCAGAACCUGGAUUUGGAGUACUUUGAGGAGGCUUUAACAUAUCUGAGGAAAAGACCAGAGGUGAAAGGUCCUGGGAUUGGAAUCAUAUCUAUCUCUCACAGUGGGGCUCUGGCUUUAGCAAUGUCCUCUUUUCUUCCUGGGAUCACAGCCACCAUCUGUAUUAAUGGCUGCAAUGCAAAUACUUUGAUUCCUCUCCACUACAAAGACAUCGUCAUACCUCCGCUUCCACCCGUCAUACAGAAUGUUAGAAUCACGAAGUCUGGGCUAAUAGACGUACGUGAUGCCUUACCAGACCCCACCCUGGGAGAGAACAGGGCGUCUUUGAUUCCCAUUGAACGUUCCACCUGCCAGUUCCUGUUUGCCGCGUCUGAAGAUGACCACAACUGGAACAGCGCUUUUUUUGCCGAGCAAGCCGCCGCAACUCUGAGAAGUCAUGGCAAAGACUCCUUCCAGCUCCUUCUCUAUCCAAAAGCCGGACACUUUCUGGAAGUGCCUUUCGUGCCCAAUUGCCAGUCUGGGUUCCAUGCUGCUGUGGGGAGGGAAGUGGUGUUUGGUGGAGAGCCAAAAGCCCACUUUGAGGCUCAGCUGGACCUGUGGGAACGGGUCCAGCAGUUCUUCAGGAGCCACUUGUGACACAAGGACCCUUGUUAGCAGGCAGCGCUGUGUAAAGUCUGCCCAGCAUCCCUGAGUGCUUGUUAGUCCUGUGAUUAACAUUUUCUGUGAGUGCUUACAAACAUGAAUGAUAGAGAAAAACUAAAAAGUUUGUUUGUUCGUAGAGUUUUGUAGGCUUUAAAUACAAUCAGCGCUCCCACAGGGGUCACACUGCACAGCCAGUUCCUUUAUUUUCCUAAUAUUCUGACUUAUGAUGAGCAGAGCAAAGCAGGAAAUAGUUUGUCAUCGUAUUGGUUAUCAAUACGCAAUUCCUUUGUCAGUGCAGAGAUUCUUUCACAUGACACAGUUCUCUUGAUGAUUGACCUUCUAUGUGAAGCAGCUGGAUUCGCAUGGGAUGACAAGAGAAAAAACAUAGCUCAACAAAUAUGUUUGUGGGUGUUUUCUACUAUUUUUAGAUGCCUAUCUAUUUUCUGACAGUCCGGUCUGAGAGUUUUGUGGGCGGUUUGAUUACUUACUAUUUCUGUCAAGUUAACGACAGCUGGAAAUGGCCGACACAUUGAGCAAAUGUGUCUCCCUCCAUGUGGACUCUGUCUUUUCAUUGUAUGACAAGGACUCACACGAUGUCUCAUGCGAUCACAAUGGAUAAAGAAAACUCUGGUUCCUUGAUGUCAACCUAGCUUUUACUUAUUUGACAAACGGUUGCUUCACAUAGACUC